Messenger RNA from Puntigrus tetrazona (Sumatra barb), 1977 nucleotides. RefSeq names its product peroxisomal biogenesis factor 13 (gene pex13). The transcript is spliced from 4 exons. Gene Ontology annotation, biological process: protein import into peroxisome matrix, docking. NCBI's taxonomy places the organism in Eukaryota, Metazoa, Chordata, Actinopteri, Cypriniformes, Cyprinidae. Gene Ontology annotation, cellular component: peroxisomal importomer complex; peroxisome; peroxisomal membrane. Gene Ontology annotation, molecular function: protein binding. The record is from RefSeq and is a predicted model, not a curated record. The coding region runs from base 88 to 1365 and encodes 425 amino acids.
CGAUUGCUUUGUCCUGGCGAAUGGGCCAGUUUGUGUUCUGACGUUUGUUGCUCGGUGCAGCUCGACUUUGGUCUAAAAUAUAAAAUAAUGGCUCAGCCUCCACCAAAGCCAUGGGAAAGGCGAAUCCCCGGAACCAUGACUGCACCACUAAACUAUCGCUCAGCUGACUUCGGAUCAGUUUCACAAAGUGGUUUAUCAGUGUCUGGUCCUCCAGUUCUAACACGUGUGGCACCACCCAUCCCUCCAAGACCCGUUCAGCAGGCAUACCGCCCUACAUACAGCUCAUUUCCCUCCUCAUACAGCCCUUAUGGGAGCUCCAUUUACGGUGGCUACAGCCCGUACAGUUACAGUGGUUAUGGAGUUGGAGGCGGCCUGGGUUAUAACCGUUAUAACCUGAUGGACGAGGUCCCACCCAGCCGCUUUGUUCAGCAGGCAGAGGAGAGCAGCCGCGGAGCAUUUCAGUCCAUUGAAAGCAUCGUCCAUGCCUUCUCGUCGGUCAGCAUGAUGAUGGAUGCUACUUUCUCUGCCGUCUAUAACAGCUUCCGCGCUGUUCUGGAUGUGGCCAAUCACUUCUCUCGUUUGCGCGUACAUUUCACAAAGGUGCUUUCUGCUUUCGCCCUGGUUAGGACACUUAGAUACCUUUAUCGCAGGCUGCAGAGGCUGCUGGGGAUGCGUCAGGAUUCGGAGGUGGAAGAUUUGUGGGCGGACAGCGCCGCUUCCUCCAUGGUGUCGGCUUCAGGAACCAGAGGAGCUGGGAUAGAUGACCCCAAAGUGAAUUCUGUCAAAUCAUGGCCCAUUUUCUUGUUUCUUGCUGUAGUUCUCGGAGGGCCGUAUUUGAUCUGGAAGCUUUUGCGGUCUGCUGAGGGUCCUGAAGAAAACGCCACUAACUGGGCAAGUGGGGAGGAUGACCAUGUAGUAGCACGAGCCGAGUAUGACUUCACAUCUGCGUCUGAAGAAGAGAUCUCUCUACAGGCUGGAGACAUGCUUAAUCUUGCCCCUAAAGAACAACAGCCCAGGGUGCGUGGCUGGCUUUUAGCCAGUGUGGAUGGGCAGACCACUGGCCUUGUACCUGCCAACUACGUCAAAGUGUUGGGCCGAAGGAGAGGCAGAAAGCAUGCAGAGUUAGAGAGGAUGGCACAGGCCCAGCAGGCUGCACAGAAUCUUCCUGCACCUCAAACUGCUCUGGCUACAGCUUCGGUUCCCGACGCCAGGCUGGUGGUCCCCACUGCAUCUGUUCCAGAUGAGCUGCUGGAGUCUGUGUACGGUGAAACACAAGGCCUUCACGCUGCCCCGGAGGUGCAAGCUUCCGCAAACAACAACAACAGUGAUACUGUAGUGAUAACCUCAGAAAAGAUGGACUUAUGAAUAAUUUGUAUGUGCGGGAAGGUGUGUGUCUUGGUGGGAAAAUAAAAAUGCAUCCUUUAUUAGAAUGUAUAACCCCUCUUUAUAACUUAGUGCAACACUUCAGAAAGGAGAGAAACCGUUGUUGAGGGGAGGUCAUUUUCCUUUAUAACGUAAUUAUUUUACAAAUUUCAGUAGAUUGCUAGUCUCAAAGCCAUUACCAAAUUUGUGUUCACAUUUUCUUUUUUCAACAAAGAUAUUGGGUAUUUCAACAUUAUAGUUUGUGCAAUCGUGUUGAUAAGAGCCAUUAAUUUAUUUUGAGUAAUUAUUAGGAAAAAUGUAUCCAGUUUGUUGAUAUGCUCGCAUCAAGCAUAAAACGUUGAAUCUGAUUAGUUUAAAUUUGGAGUUGUUAUAUCAGUCAGAAUUUAUAAUGCGGUGUUUAUCACGAAUUUCACGAGUUUUAAAUUCUGUUCAUUUUUCUGCAAUGUGAAUAUUUAAUAUUUUAAGUUGUGUUGUAUCAAGGAUUAGUUUGUGCAUUUUUCUGUGUUUUCAGGCUUGUUUGUUUUUUCUAACUAACACAAUGUGCAAUUAUGUAAAUACGAGCAAAUAUUUUGCCAUUAAAUGCUUAAAAAUUUA